This is a messenger RNA of Seriola aureovittata, 3865 nucleotides long. RefSeq names its product solute carrier family 38 member 2 (gene slc38a2). The transcript has 16 exons. Gene Ontology annotation, molecular function: L-glutamine transmembrane transporter activity. Bases 350 to 1927 code for a protein of 525 amino acids. Lineage: Eukaryota; Metazoa; Chordata; Actinopteri; Carangiformes; Carangidae. The record is from RefSeq and is a predicted model, not a curated record. Gene Ontology annotation, biological process: L-glutamine transport; amino acid transmembrane transport.
GCUGAGUCCCCACCCCUCCUCCAGCAGAACAGCGUCUUGUUUCCGAGCGCACCGCAUCUCUGGGAAUUUUGGUUUAAUGUGACUAAAUCUAAAUUCUUUGCGUUUACGCGUCGGUCGGUUUUAUUCUAACACUGUCUGUUUUUAUUACUUGAACUGUGUCAGCCAGUGUUUUGACUCAGAUCCUGUUUGAUAACAGGCCUUUCCAUUCAACCCUCAUUGUAUUCAUAUUCAACCUUAAACACUCUCAAGGAUCAGAAGGUUUUUUUUUGUGAAGAAAUCGUCCGGACAUUUGCUGUUUCUUUUUCCACCGAAAAGGAUUUUACAGGCCUCCUGCCACAUCUUCGAAAGUAUGAAACAACCUGCUGCCAAAACUGAGAUGAACUUCUUGAACAUGUCUCCUGAGGAGGACAACAGCAGCUCCAACAGCACUGAAUACACUUUCCAGGACUCUACGAAGAAGGUUCCACUGGACAGCCAAUGCUCUGAUAUCGACGCAGAGAGUCAGAAGUUCCUCCCAGAGCAUAACCUGGGGAAGAAGAAGUAUGAAACUGAAUAUCACCAGGGCAACGCUUCCUUUGGCAUGUCCGUCUUCAACCUGGGCAACGCCAUCAUGGGCAGUGGCAUCCUGGGUCUGUCCUACGCAAUGGCCAACACUGGCAUUGCCCUAUUUGUGAUUCUCCUCAUGGCCGUUGCCAUCUUCUCCUUGUAUUCUGUCCACUUGCUGCUGAAGACGGCCAAUGAAGGAGGUGCACUGGUGUACGAGCAGCUGGGUUACAAAGCCUUCGGGUUGCCAGGGAAACUCGCCGCUUCCUUCUCCAUCACCAUGCAGAACAUUGGAGCCAUGUCAAGCUACCUCUAUAUCGUCAAAUACGAGCUGCCCAUCGUCAUCCAGGCCUUUCUGGGAACCAGCAAUGGGGAGUGGUACACUAACGGAAACUACCUGGUGCUGCUGGUGACGUUCACCAUCAUCUUGCCCCUCUCCCUGCUCAGGAACUUGGGUUACCUUGGUUACACCAGUGGUCUCUCCCUGCUCUGCAUGGUGUUUUUCGUGAUCGUGGUGAUCAUCAAGAAGUUCCAGAUCCCUUGCCCUCUGCCUGAAAACGUCAGCGCUUUGAAUGAAACCAUGAGCAAGUUGCUGAACACGACCUUGUCCCACCCCAACAACAGCGCCGUGGACUACAGCGAGGACGCGUGCACGCCGAAAUACUUUGUCUACAACUCGCAGACUGUCUAUACUGUUCCCAUCCUGACCUUCGCCUUCGUGUGCCACCCGGCCAUCCUGCCGAUGUACGAGGAGCUCAAAGACCGUUCCCGCAGAAAGAUGCAGGGUGUUGCCAACGUGUCCUUCCUGGCCAUGUUCAUCAUGUAUCUGCUGGCCGCCCUCUUCGGAUAUCUGACCUUCAACCUGCGCGUGGAGCCUGAGCUGCUGCACACCUACUCCAAAAUCUACCAGUUUGAUGUGGUCCUGCUGAUCGUCCGUCUGGCCGUGCUGACCGCCGUCACCCUCACCGUCCCUGUGGUGCUCUUCCCUAUUCGUACCUCCAUCAACCAGCACCUGUCCUCCUCUAAGGAGUUCAGCUGGAUCCGCCACUCCAUCAUCACCGUGGUCCUGCUGGCUGGCACCAACGCCCUGGUUAUCUUUGUGCCCACCAUCAGGGACAUCUUUGGCUUCAUCGGUGCCUCUGCUGCUGCCAUGCUCAUCUUCAUCCUGCCCUCGGCUUUCUACAUCAAACUGGUGAAGAAGGAGUCCAUGAAGUCUGUGCAGAAGAUCGGGGCCACCCUCUUCCUCCUGUGCGGCCUCGUGGUCAUGAUCGGCAGCAUGACCCUCAUCAUCUUGGACUGGAUCCACAACGCCACAGCCAGCCCAGACGCCACAGCCAUCCCAGACGCCACAGCCAGCCCAGACGCACACCCCAACGGACACUAAAGCUCCGCCUCUCCUGCUGCAGCCUGCCGGAGGAGGGAGAGCGGGACGCUUCCAGCACUGGACUGCUAACGACCACGCAACCAACGAAGAUCGAAAAACCUAUUGUAAAAGAAGAAAAACACAAAGAACUCACUUGAUGCUCGGCUUUGACUUCCUGAGCAACAGACCAUUGCCAUUCCAAGAGAAUGUAUCCAAACUUUGUACAGUUUGCUGUUAUAGGCCACAAAGAUGGUGUUUUACUUGCUUUCUUCUUUUUAUUGUAGCUUUUUUUUUUUUUUUCAUUGUCGUUUUUGCUCGUUUUUACUCUUUAAUGUUUUUUUUGUGUAGUUAUUGGUACAGCUGAAAACAAAUAUUUGAAGGUGCCUCAUAACAGAGAUGACAUAGUCUUAGAGUUCAAAAUGCAGCUUACACUCAGGUACGGUGUUGUUGCGUUUGGCGUGAGUGUGGCUGUGACCUCGGAGUCUUGCUGAGAAAAGUACGUGAAUCUCCCGAAAAAGGUCGACAAGAGGCAACAGACUUGAACGUUUAUCCUCCUCAAGGACAAUUAAGUUCCUUCCAACAUUUGUUUCUUUUCCUUUUUUUUUCCUUUUUUUUUUCCUUUUUUACUUUGCCAAAAAUGUAUUUGUAAAGCAUCUUUGUAUAUUGAAAGCACUUACUGUUUAGCACACUUGUGAAAAAAAAAAACAGAUUUGUCAGUUCUGACAGGCGAGGCCUAACACACCGCCUAUUCAGUAUUCGUACCAAGGCUUUGUGACCUUGCUUAUAGUGUCAGCUUUCCUUGUAAAACAUAGUGUAAGUCAACAGAACCUGCCUUCUUCUCAAACCCGACACUGGGAGCUGCAGAGUAUCUCACGAGAGGACUCUAAUGAAACUGUAUUAACUCUUAAAAACCUGCUGAAGAUCUUGUUGGAAUAGCGUGCGCGGCGACAACACUACUGCUUCGAGACCUGGAGGCCGCCGAGCCUUCAGUUCCACCUCCCCAUCCAAGGGUGGCGGGAAACUGAAAAUUUUUUUCUUUAUGGGAGAAUACUUUGAAUUUGACCACAUGCAGUGGUUGUAAUUUACCUGUUAAACUUGCAAACAAAAGAAAAACACAAAAAAAAAACCAAAAAAAAAAAAAAAACACCUAAAAACUAGAAGUCAGGUGUGCUCCGUAACACCAACAACCAAACAUGUCAACUAGCUGAGGAACGCCUCCGUCAGAAUAUUACGAGUGUUUUUUUUAAGUAUGGCUGCACAGAUUCCUGCUAUCGAAAAUGUGUCACAAUGAAGAACUUGAAAGCUCGACGUGGACCCACAUCCUCAUCGAGUCGUGAGCCUGUCAUCUGACGGUGCACUGUGCUUCCAACACUAACGUAACACGUCACCAAACUGUUAUUGUCCAACAUCUAUUUAUGGAAAACCGUGAAAUCAAUGUAAUUUAAUCUAUUUUACUAUAUUUAUAUAAUAUUGUAUGUAUAUAUAUAUGUAUAUAUAUCUACUGAGUUCAACUGUAUAUACGCUUUGUUUUGUUUUAACUUUUUUUUUUUUUCUGUUUUUUUUUUUAAACAAUAAUGAAUUGAAACUGUAAAACAAAAAUUGAAAAAGCCCAAGCUGGUGAAUCUGUGACAUUGAAUUUCCUCUGAUGCAGCGGAGCUUCUACUGUUAACUCUGACUGAAUUAUCCUGAAUUAUCCUCCUGUGUUGAUUCUGUGAAAACCAUGUUACAUGUGGAAACAGCGGAGAAAGUGGCAGCAGUCUCGUUUUCCUUUUUGGCCCCUGAACACGAACCCGGAUUAGCAAAAUGUUCUUUACGCACGUCUUGGUGAGAGAGUACGUCAGCCAUCUCUUGACCUCAGGAGCAAAGAGGGCUUUGCCCACCAGUGUUACACUCUUGUUUCAAUGAAACACCAUGUAUAUCCUGUAAUUAAUGUCUGAUUAAAAUCAAAGAUAAUCUAUA